Molecule: messenger RNA, 1116 nt
Organism: Caenorhabditis elegans
Lineage: Eukaryota; Metazoa; Nematoda; Chromadorea; Rhabditida; Rhabditidae
Gene: sre-48
Product: Serpentine Receptor, class E (Epsilon)
Exons: 3
Coding region: 1-1116 (371 amino acids)
Biological process (GO): sensory perception of chemical stimulus
Cellular component (GO): membrane
Source: RefSeq, marked reviewed
AUGAUAUUUCUAAUUGGAAAUUCGACUAAUAAAAUUAAAAUUUGCUAUCCAAUAUACAUGCUUUACAACUUUGAACUUCUGAAGUUCCCAUCAAUUAUAUUGCUAGUUUCCGAGUUUAUGAUGUUCGUGGUGACGGUAUAUUUCGCGAUUAGAUGUGUUUUUGUUAUAUGUAAAGUGAGAGCGUUUCAUAAAAAUUUGACGGGAUUGGCGAUUGUGAUGACUGUUCAGUGGUUGGAAGCAUUGGUGGCGAAGUUCAUAAGUUGGCCGUAUGAGACGGGGUAUUGGGUGUUGGAAGGCGCAUAUAACACAUCCUUAUCCAACACAACUCUCAAACAAUUUUGGACUGACAAUGAAGCUGAAAUGAUUCAAAUCCAAAACUUUACCUAUGAUCUCUCAUUUUUUGUCGCCGGCUUUCUCAAGCUUCACUUCGCGAUCUCCGCGUCCAACAUACUAUUCGUAAUAUCUAUUGAGCGAUGUUGUGCCUGUUAUUUUCUAAACGAUUAUGAGAAAAAGUCAAGAACAUGGAUAGCGGUGACACUUGUAAUUAGUGCUCAAAUUUUCAAUUUUGUGGUUGCCUAUUUGUUUUAUGUGAGAUAUGUUGAAUUUUUGUUCAUGUUUAUUGUUGCCGCAACACCUAAUGUGUUAGCAGUUACGCUUAUCCUAUUCGCCCGUCAAUACAACCUCAAAAUCACACGGAUCCAUGAAAAAUUUGCCCGCGUGUCCAACUACACCCUCGCAGCAAGAUUCCAGGCAAAAGAGAACAACCGAUGUUUCGAAAUGAUCUCGAAAGUUCUGAUUGCCGGGUUUUUCAUCGUUUGUCUGGGACUUUUAACCGCUAUUUUCCUAUUUUUCAACCUCUUCCCACAGCUGGACACAGUUCUGAACCUAUGUUUUAUAGCAGUGGCAAAUUUACCGCCACUCGUGAUUUGUCCGGCCAUUAUUUAUUCGGUGGAUGCCUUCAGGAAUCAUCCAUUUUUAUCGAUUAGCAGUAUUUGGGAGAAGCUGACUGGAGCUUCUGCAAUAAUGCCAGUGAGGAAGGGGAGCACAGCAAAGUGCGAAGAGCUGAAAAAGGAGACAGAGACCUAUUUCAAUCAGUUGGCCGCUUCGUGGACUUGA